AUGACAAUGACGGACCCGCAAUCCGAGUCCGACCAGGCCCAGCCGAGAAAGCGCAUACCUGUUGCUGUCUCCUCGCAAGAAUGGCGUGUCCGUGGCGAUGCCGACUUUGGAUACAACCUCGACUCCGCAAGAGUCCAUGCCCAGCGCAGCACUUCGGCUUCUGAGGCCAGCUCUCCGUACACCGCUCACGAGGUCGGGCCUGUCAGCGGCGACAUGAUGCCUUCCUACCGAGGUGCCAGCGGCAGUCAGUAUCCUUAUGCUUCUAGCAAUAAAAGCUACUAUCCGUCCAUGGCUGUCUGGAGCAACAAUUACACAGACGAACCCACCGUGGACUAUUCAGGUCUGGGUUGCAAUGCCUACGGCAUGUACUCGCAGGAAGCCAGCUCGCUGAUGCCCUAUCCAUCAUGGGGUCCGAGGAAGCCAGCGACAUUGCCAUCCAGCAGCAACAUCUACAUGGAUGCUGCUGACACCAGCUACACUUAUGGCACCGCGGCGCCGAAUAUGAUGCCACAGCAGCGACCAGCCGCCUCGAGUGAGUCGCAGAGUUUCUCCGUAUCGAGCAUCGCCGCAAAUCUGCCGUCGAGCGGCAACGAGCGCCUUCUUCCCACACCUAAUUCGAGCGCUCGCUCUGUAUCUAGCUCUGCCGGGCCGGCUUAUCGUACGGAUGGUCUUCCUAGUCUAUAUAGCAAGUCGUCCAUCUCAUCCACGUCCUCUAUCGCUGCGUCGCCUGUCAGCACCGUCACAACGGAGACAGCAGCUACCACAUAUGACGGCGUGCCUUUGGCACCAUACACAGCAACCGGAAGCACCACAUCGGUGCUGCCUUAUCACAAGCCACCACAGAGGGAACCAGGCGGCGCCGUCGGAUACUCGGGCCUCUCGACCCUGAGCGACGCCAUCUUUAGCGAGCACCAGCGCAGCAUCGGCAGCCAGGGCUCCGGCGUCGACCUCACUUCUUACACCUACGGCAGCGACGCGGGUUCUUCGUCGUCGGCCUUGCGCCGCAGCUCUGCCGACUACUCGAGAGCAGGCAGCACCAUCGGCAGCAACUCCCGCUACACACCCCACACAAGCUCCCACCACGGAUACGGCCAAGGCGUCUACGGCCCGAGCGACGGGUCCACGACGACGCACGGCCACCACGCUGCGGCUGCUGCUACUGCGGUGUCUUCUGCCACGACAGAGCCACCGAGCUAUGAGGCAGAUGCAGAUGCGGCUGCCUCUAGCGUUGCGGACAGUAACGCCAACAGCACCGUUGGCGGCGGAGGUGGAUCGGCGACGCAAGGACAGCACGCUGCUGUUGCCACCCGUCACUAA
This is a messenger RNA of Thyridium curvatum, 1317 nucleotides long. RefSeq lists its product as uncharacterized. The record is from RefSeq and is a predicted model, not a curated record. NCBI's taxonomy places the organism in Eukaryota, Fungi, Ascomycota, Sordariomycetes, Thyridiales, Thyridiaceae. The coding region runs from base 1 to 1317 and encodes 438 amino acids. The transcript is spliced from 2 exons.